ACUGACUUUGCUUUCUUCCUCUCAUAUCUGAUUACCGUGAACAUGUCGGAAUAGACGAAGCGAACCUCCGUUUGGCCGCCGGCUUGUGGGGCCGUCCCGAGCCGUCAUCUGCGGCCGGAAAAUUCCCCAGGAUUGUGAGCCGACGACCAAAACACCAACCGCAUCCGAUCACCACUGCCCCCACGCCGACUCCUGUUACCGAACCCGCCGUCCAUGCGCCUCCUCCACCGAUGCCUCUCUCGACGGCCCCUCUUCCUCCGUUGCGGUAGCCUCCCGCUCCGCAGCCGUAGCCGGUCCCUCGUCACCCUCGCCAUCGAGACGUCCUGCGACGACACAGGCGUCGCCGUCCUCCGCCACUCGCCGCAGUCGACGGACCUCCUCUUCAACGAGCGCAUCUCGUCCGACAACCGCGCCUUCCGUGGAAUCCACCCCCUUGUCGCAGUCCGGAGCCACAGCGAGGCGCUGGCGCCGCUUGUUCGCCGUGCGCUGGCCGCCCUCCCGGAUGCGGCCGAGGCAACGGAUGGACACGGCGGCGACGGCGGGGGCAGCGCACGCGUGGCAGUUUGCUUCACCGAGGACGGUGUGCGCAAGCAGGUGCCGGACUUUGUCGCGGUGACGCGAGGACCGGGGAUGCGCUCGAACUUGGGCAUCGGGCUGGAUAUGGCAAAGGGCCUGGCUGUUGCGUGGGGAGUGCCGUUGGUGGGCGUGCACCAUAUGCAGGCGCAUGCGUUGACGCCGAGGUUGGUGAGGGCGCUGGGGAUGAGCAUGGGAGAGGCUGAGAUGGAGGCUGAGAUGGAGGCUGAGACGGAGACGGAGACGGAGACGGACUCGAAGGACAUCAACUCGAAAGACAGCAGAGGCCACCGGACAGGACCACACUUCCCCUUCCUCUCCCUCCUCGUCUCGGGCGGCCACACACAGCUCAUCCACUCGGCCGGCCUCACCGACCACUCGCUCAUUGCCACGACAGGCGACAUCGCCAUUGGAAACCUGCUUGACCAGACGGCCCGCGAUAUCCUCCCGCCCGACGUCUUCGAGGCAAGUGACCACGUCAUGUACGGCCGGCUGCUCGAGGCCUUUGCCUUUCCUCCUCCGGACUCCGCCGCAACCUCCGAGUCCGGCUCCGGCUCCGGCGUCAGCUCCGGGUCUCCCCCCUCCCCCUCCGUGACCGCCGCUUACGACACCGUCUUCACGCCUCCGGCCUCCCGUGCCGCCGAAAUGACACCCCCUCAAACAGGCUACCCUUGGACCAUCCCCCUCCCCUUCCGCCAGUCCCGCAAGCUCGCCUUUUCCUUCAGCAGCAUCUACACCGACGUCCACAACAUCGCCACCGCCUCGUCCUCCUCGAUGGACAUCCCCGAGCGCCGCGCCCUCGCCCAGCACACCAUGAUGGCCGCCUUUACGCACCUGGCCGGCCGUCUCUGUGUCGCCCUCGAGGACCGCCCCGAGCUGCAGAGCGCCCGCACACUCGUCGUGGCCGGCGGCGUGGCGAGCAACAAGUUCCUGAUGCAUGUGCUGCGCCGCACGCUGGCCGUGCGAGGGUUCGGUGACAUGGACAUUGUGGCGCCGCCCGUGGAACUGUGUACGGACAACGCCGCCAUGAUUGCGUGGACGGGCAUGGAGAUGUUCCAGGCGGGCUACGAGUCAGAGUUGUCCAUCACGAGUAUCGGCAGGUGGCCGAUGGACCCCGAGCAUGGAGAGGGAAUACUCGGCGUGGAUGGGUGGGUGAAGAGAGUCGUGCGUGAGUGA
This is a messenger RNA of Ilyonectria robusta, 1749 nucleotides long. Its product is annotated as glycoprotease family-domain-containing protein. Gene Ontology annotation, biological process: mitochondrial tRNA threonylcarbamoyladenosine modification. The record is from RefSeq and is a predicted model, not a curated record. Gene Ontology annotation, cellular component: mitochondrion. Lineage: Eukaryota; Fungi; Ascomycota; Sordariomycetes; Hypocreales; Nectriaceae. Bases 214 to 1749 code for a protein of 511 amino acids. The transcript has a single exon.